AUGCAUUCUUCUCCUUCACAGCCUUUGAUUUUUGGAGUCCUCGGCAGCGGUGGUGGUUUGACUCCCCAGCUUGAAGAAUAUGAGAAGGAAGAUCAGGAGUUCAAAGGGAAGCCAGACCAUUUGGUUGGGAUACAAGAAUUAGGGUUGGGAGAGAGGGAAAAUUUAUCUCAUUUGUCCAAAGAUCAACAACAUUUCAAGCAAGUCAAAGAAAGGACGAGCUCAUGCAAAGAUCACGACCACCGCCAAUACCAACAACAAAACCAACAUUACCAACAACAAUCCAAGUCAAAUUACUUUGAUUUGGAUAAUUUCACCUUUGACCCUUCCUUCCCAUCCACUCAAACGAUCCAGGAUGCGGGGAAUCAGCUCAUGUACAGCCAAAUCGGAGGAUCAGACAUUGCGGAAACCAACAAGCAAAUGCCCCAUCAGUCUUCCUUAGCUGCGUUGGACCUCCUGAACAACUACGGCAGUGCGUUCAAGAAGCUGAGGGGAGACAGAUUAAGCAACAGAUGCAAUGAAGCUGAAGCCUCCUCAUAUUCGAUCCAACAAAAACUGUCAACUGAGGAGAUCAUGAGGGUUGCCGGAGCAAGGUAUGUGCAAAUCUCUGAUCAAGGAUAUGGCGAUUUUUUCAUGCCUUUGCACCCGUUUGGGUACGCGCUUUCAGGUCUAUCUGAAGAAGAAACGAAAGAUGUGGAGCUUGCUCACAUCCUUUUAGCUGCAGCAGAGAAGGUAGGCUACCAACAAUUUGAGCGCGCAAACCGCCUGCUUCUUCAUUGCGAAGUUGAUGCCUCCUUCAAGGUCAACGGUGUUCAGAGGGUUGUUUUCUAUUUCACCGAGGCGCUUCGCGAGAGAAUAAAACAGGAAACGGGGAACAGCAUGUAA
Messenger RNA from Malus domestica (apple), 882 nucleotides. The record is from RefSeq and is a predicted model, not a curated record. NCBI's taxonomy places the organism in Eukaryota, Viridiplantae, Streptophyta, Magnoliopsida, Rosales, Rosaceae.